AUGGAGGAGUGUGAUCUCAAAGAUACCAGCCUGUCUUCAAUCAUUGACCUUGUCAAAUGCUACCCUCACGAGCAUCUCUAUGUCCAUCCAUUUCAAUGGACUGAUCGUCACCUUGUCAUCCUAGAUGCCGAUCGAGUUGAAGAGGGUUGUCGUAGUGCCGCCUAUUUUGUUGCCACACCAGACAAUACCUGGAAGCCAACCCCCAUCUUCGAGCUGCUCAAGGAUGACGAAUCCGGUCCCCUCCAGUGCUAUGCCAACUAUGAACCAGUCUGCUUCUACUUCGCAAGAAAACGCAUAUUCACUUUCUGGUGUCCGACAUCUUCUCCCUGCUCCGACAUUCGCCCUUACGCUCGAGCCAAGUGUUCACUUGGCAGAUGCACGGAAUCCAUCCCCUACUUGGCCUUCGCCGAAUGGACGACAAUGAGGAAGCUGCGCGAGUACUUUUUUCUCUGGGAGCGGAUAGACUCGAAGGGAUAUGACAACCCACCAGUGGAGCGCCUACAGGAGACGAAGUUACGUCUCCUACAGCCUAAAGAGAUUGCAAAUGAUCCAUUCAUUGUCGCACUCCUCAUUGCUCUAGCGCAGCUGCAGGAAUCUGAGUAUGAGUAUUACCCGGAUCAGUGGGCAUGGUACAAUAAUUCAGAACACCCUCCUUCAAAUCUUCUCUUUGAGCCACGCCUGCUCAUGACCGAUUUCAUGGACGAAGAUUACAUCCAUUUCUAUUCUGCGCGCACGAACGCCGACUUCCUCGACAGAUUCAAGUUCCCGGGACGAAAGCCGAAGAAAAACUGCUCUUUCGAGGUCGAACACGUCAAGAUUCCCCUCAAGCCGCACGAUACUUUGAAGGAUCGUCUCUGGGCCGUGGUCAUCCCCGGGUGGCAGGACGACAUGCCUAACGAGAAACGAAAGCGUUCUGCCGAUGACGAUUCUGCUGAAGGCUCGCCGACCUCGAAGCAGAGGACUCAGUCAUCACCCGACAGUAGCAGCGAGAGCCCCUCGCUCGGAAACGUGACACUGACCUGCCGGUCUCGGCCAAUUUCUGAUCAGUGA
Molecule: messenger RNA, 1050 nt
Organism: Scedosporium apiospermum
Lineage: Eukaryota; Fungi; Ascomycota; Sordariomycetes; Microascales; Microascaceae
Exons: 4
Coding region: 1-1050 (349 amino acids)
Source: RefSeq, a predicted model, not a curated record